CCCGCGCGUUCCAAAUUAGACCAGACGACUCCAGAAGCUUCCUCCAUUAGUCUAAUCGAAUCUCGUUGCUUUAUUUAUCGCUCCCCGUUGGCCUCGCCGCCCGCCCGCCCGCUCGCUCGCGUCGGUUCCCUCCUCCCAGAUCUGCCGUUUAUUGACCUCCGACUCUUGAGAUUUGUUCCUGUUCCUGAUUCGAGCGAGAAAAUUCGCGAUUUCGAUCUGCGCGGAGAUGGCGGAGGAAGGGUACAAGGUUACGCUGAAUGUGUACGACCUGAGCAACGGCCUCGCGCGGCAGCUCUCCACCUCCUUCCUCGGCAAGCCCAUCGAGGCCAUCUGGCACACGGGCGUGGUGGUCUACGGGAACGAGUACUACUUCGGCGGCGGGAUCCAGUCGUCGCCGGCGGGGUCGACGCCGUACGGGCGGCCGCUGCGGAUAGUGGAGCUGGGCCUCACGCACGUCCCGCGCGAGGUGUUCGAGGACUACCUCCGCGACAUCGCGCCGCGCUACACGGCGGAGACGUACCGCCUCCUCACUCACAACUGCAACAACUUCAGCAACGAGGUCGUGCAGUUCCUCGUCGGCGCCGGCGUCCCCGACUACAUCCUCAACCUCCCCGCUGAGGUCAUGUCCAGCCCCAUGGGCCCGCUCAUCAUGCCCAUGAUCCAGAACCUCGAGUCCACGCUCCGCAGCAAUGCCGCGCCGCAGGCCACGCAGUUUGUUCCCCCGCCCGCUUACGUCUCCGUGCCGCCCCCGCCCGAGAAGGCCGCGCCUAGUUCCACCACUGCCGCGGGCUCCGACGCCAAGCCAGAAGAGCCUGCGCCAGCGGCGCAGAAGGCUGCCAAAGAAACGGCUGCUACUGCUGCUGCUGACCCACUCGGGAGCGCGAGGGGAAAGGUGCAGGAGGAGGUCAUGAGGGAGUUCGCGUCGAUCAUGGCGAGCGGGACGCUGCGAGCCAGCGAGGCAGCGGCGCUGGCGAUGCGCCGGGUUAUGGAGCGCCACGGCAACGCCGCAACCAUGCAGCAGGGCUAGACACCACACUAGAGAGCGCGACACAUGGAUGCUGCCAUGCACUUGCAAACAGCAUUAGGCUGCGAGCGCAUUGCAGCUGAUUGAGAAUUUCUGCUACUCCAUGCCGCCGCCGUAUGAAAACUAGGACUUCUGAUUAUUUUGGUUGUUAAUUACCACCGGACUGCCCAUCCAUUGGAUGAUCAAUUUGACGAGAUACGUAAAUUUUAUGUUCUGCAAA
This is a messenger RNA of Phragmites australis (common reed), 1244 nucleotides long. RefSeq lists its product as uncharacterized. The coding region runs from base 227 to 1027 and encodes 266 amino acids. The record is from RefSeq and is a predicted model, not a curated record. The transcript has 3 exons. Gene Ontology annotation, biological process: protein modification by small protein removal. Gene Ontology annotation, molecular function: peptidase activity. NCBI's taxonomy places the organism in Eukaryota, Viridiplantae, Streptophyta, Magnoliopsida, Poales, Poaceae.